AUGUCGUUGCGCUCACGCACACAUAUUCAGGGAAGCUGCCCGCCGAUCUUGUAUGUCCUAGAGAGUUGCCCCCCCUCCCGUUUGCCCUCCCCCUCUUCCGCGCAAACAGAGAGUGCUUGGGCGCUGGUUUCACUUGUGCAGGGGGCGUGGCCACAGCAGCCCAGCAGUCCAACAGUCCAGUUACUUACCGUGCAUGUACUACAGACGUCCCCCGUACCAAACCCCCUCCCUUUCCCCACACCUGCGAGACUACGAAUACUGCGGCGAUGCAACAUCUUCCUGACUGACUCGGCCUCCAACUUUCGCAUCCCACAGUUGCAACAGCAUUACGACCUGGUCGCUGCACGGCCCACAGACGAGCGGACACUGCAGCAAGCAUGCCAGAGCCUCGAUGUCGACAUCAUUUCCCUUGACCUCACCAGCAGGUUCGAAAAGCACUUCAAGUUCCCCAUGAUCGGCUCAGCGCUGGCACGUGGCAUCAAGAUCGAGUUGUGCUAUAGUCAGGGUAUGCUGUCAAGCGAUCCCAUGGCGAAGCGCAACCUGAUCAGCAACGCAACACAGCUCAUACGCGUCACGCGAGGACGAGGCUUGAUAUUUAGCUCCGAAGCCAAGAGCGUCCUGGGCAUACGAGCACCAAGCGACAUCAUGAAUCUAGCUUCAGUAUGGGGUCUAGGCACCGAAAGAGGCAAAGACGGCCUGAUCAAAGAACCACGGAGCGUGGUCGAAUUUGCACGACUGAAGCGUCAAAGUUUCAAGGGCAUCAUCGACAUUGUCAACGGGGGAGAGAAGCCGGUGGAAAAGCCUUUGGUAGAGGCGAAGAACAAGGCCAGCAAGAAUCCAAAUGGGAAGCGGCCUGGAGACUUGAGCGGCGAGAAGCCACUGUCCAAACGUCAACAAAAGGCCAAUAAGAUGGCGAAAACUGAUGCCGGCAGCACUGCAAAGCUGCUGACUCAUCGCCUUGAUCCAAAGCCGAAGGAAACAACCCAAUCUUGA
Messenger RNA from Plenodomus lingam JN3, 993 nucleotides. Lineage: Eukaryota; Fungi; Ascomycota; Dothideomycetes; Pleosporales; Leptosphaeriaceae. The record is from RefSeq and is a predicted model, not a curated record.